Messenger RNA from Phaethon lepturus (White-tailed tropicbird), 612 nucleotides. It is a transcript of the gene PLB1, whose product is annotated as phospholipase B1. Gene Ontology annotation, cellular component: brush border membrane. The coding region runs from base 178 to 612 and encodes 144 amino acids. The transcript is spliced from 5 exons. The record is from RefSeq and is a predicted model, not a curated record. Gene Ontology annotation, biological process: phospholipid metabolic process. Gene Ontology annotation, molecular function: phosphatidylcholine lysophospholipase A1 activity; A2-type glycerophospholipase activity; retinyl-palmitate esterase activity. Lineage: Eukaryota; Metazoa; Chordata; Aves; Phaethontiformes; Phaethontidae.
GGCUUUUAAUUCUAGUAUUUCUUUUGUUGAAGGAAUGUUUGUCCAUGUUUCUUAAACCCUGAAGAAAACUCUUCCGAACUACAAGAAAUUAAGAGAGUUAACAGAGAUUUUCAGGCUGAAGCCUUACAGCUGAUCAACAGUGGUCGGUAUGAGGAGCGUGAGGACUUUGCAGUUGUCAUGCAGCCAUUUUUCCGAAACAGCUUGUUGCCCUUGGAUAGUAAUGGCAAGCCAGAUCUGAGUUUCUUUGCUGCAGACUGCUUUCAUUUCAAUGUAAGAGGCUACGCUGAGAUGGCCAUGGCUCUCUGGAAUAAUAUGUUGGAGCCAGUUGGUGAAAAGCAGACUUACAACAACUUUACCCAUGACAGAUCAAAACUCAAGUGUCCAAACCCAGAGAAACCUUUUCUUUCCACACUGAGAAAUAGUGGAUUCAGAAAUUCAGAUCUCAAGUCGGAGAAAACCAAACUAUCAGUCCCCUACUGGGCUGUCAUUGUGGCUGCAGUUGCUGGAGUCCUGGCGGGUUCUUUACUUAUCUGGGUUGUGUCGGGAAGAAGAGCCAAGAGGCAUCAACAUGAGAUCGACACAGAAAAGAACAUUAAAACGACAUCUCUGUAA